CAAAAUGUCAGUUGUUUGACAUGCGCUAAUGAAAUGUAAGAAAAAACUAUAAAAGAAAUUUCGAUUUCAUAUACAUAUUUAAUUUAUUCUGCUCAAAAUAAAAAUCUCUUUGCGAAAAAUAUUCAAGAAAGCAUGUCGCAUGCUAAUACUGAAACAAUUAAAGAAUUCUACACAAAUGAUGUAGUUUAUAGACAUGAUAAGCAUAAGAAAAUACUUUUUGGAGUUGUAGUAGAUAGUUAUGAAGCUUCUUCUGAUGUAGAUGAACGCCAUUCGUUACAAAAGGGACAAAUUAGAGUAUUGUGGAAUAAUAAUUCUAGGCAACGGGUAUGGAGACAGAGCAAGGUAGGGUUAAUAAACAGAAGUAUCAUACCUGGUGAUAUAGUCAGAAGAUUUGAAAAGGGGAAAGAAACUCAAAGGGGGUACUGCAAGGAAACCAAGCAAGUAGCUACUGUUCAAAUAGUUGGUACUGAUAGGGUUAUUGAACGUGUCACUACUGAAAGGUUACACAGUGUUAGACCCUAUGAUGUUGAUGAUGCUGUCUGCUUGGGUAGUAAAUUUGGAAGAAUUGAAACUGUGGACCAAAUGGUUUCGAUGCAAUCAAAAUGUGGCUCUAUAGUAAAUGUUUUAACAAGUAUUAAUCAUGAUUUAGAUGAUUAUUGGUUGUCAAAAAGGAACAGGAUAUCGUUUGAUGCCUAUUAUCCUGGGCAGGAAUUAAUAUGCGUAGCAAGUAACUUUGAACAACCCCAUUGGAUCAAGAAAUCCAAAACCAUGAAAAGAAACAUUCAAUCUCGCCAAAGAUUUACAGUACAAAACGUUGAAGAUGUAUUAAUAGAAAUAGCUUGGUAUAACAACACUUCUGGAUACUCACAUAUAUCAGAAAUAAGCCAAGAUGAUAUAAAAAAGCUGAAAGUUCUUGAACAUCCUAGUGAUACAUUUUUGGAGCUAGCAGAUCGUAGGUUAUUAAAAUUAUCCACUAGUGAUGUCCUUUUAAAGAAAAAAGAUUGGACAAAAAAAUUAACCUUGAUGUAUAGACCCGAAGUAGUACCAAAAGUAAGGCACAUUGUUAGCUGCACUUCAAAAACUCCUAGAAUAAGUAGGCUUAGGUCGUCAUCGUUGGUUUACGCUCAAAAUGAAGAAGUGAAUUUUAAUUCAGAGGAGGAUGAGUGGUGGACAGAAGAAUCGGAUGAAUCUGAUAAUGAUGGUACCACUUCUUCUCGUAUCAAUAAUUCAACUAAAAACAAUAAAAGGCAUUUCCCACCUAAAUCUCAGGAUCUGGUACCUGGCAACACAUUAGCUGUAGAGGUAAUAUGCGUAGAAUCUAAAGUAAACGUAGUAUGGCAAGACGGUUCUGAAGAAAAAGAUAUACCAUCUACCCAACUGUAUUAUUCGAUAUCUUUAGAUGAUCACGAAUUUUUUCCCGGAGAAUGGGUCAUUAAUGACAGCAAGCCAGAAACGGACAGUUACGGCGUCGUCCAAAGUGUCAAUUAUUUGGAAAGAACUGCCAGUAUUAAAUGGUUUACUUACUCUGAAACUCAGAAAAAACCUACAGAAUUAGCAAUAAAUGAAAUGAGUGUUUACGAUUUGAAGAAACAUUCGAAAUUUGUGUUCCGUCCUCGUAGUAUAGUUAAAUCAAAAGCUGUUGAAGAAGAGAAAACGGGAAAAGUGAUAGACAGUUGCAUAGAGGGAUAUGUAAAAGUGCAAUGGCUGGACGGUACUGAAGAGAACUGUUGGCCUCAAGAUAUCGAAUUCAUUCCAGAAACGGCCGAUUACGAUUUUUCGGACGAAGACUCUUCGGACGACGACGCCGGAGAUUGCGUAUCUUGGGAAACGGAAAGCAUAGAAUCGUACGCGGGUGAUAUGACGGACGAAACUGUAUUACAACCUUUGGCGGCGAGGUUGGACUUUAUCCGCAGUAGGAUUAUCUAUUUGAAAGACGCCUUUAGACAACACACGCACAUUGUGGACCCUUACAAGGAAACUGUUAUAUUCGUUAAAGAUCUUCUGUUAAUAUAUGAAAACUCGAGCUACUUAGACAAGCUUCUCGGCACGUCGUUCUUUAGUCUACAGAGUAAACAUUUUCAAGUUUUGUUACUUCGUGCGAAGCAAAAAUUGAAAACUCUCGGCGUCGAAGUGAAAGGAAGGCUCUUUUCCGAAGACAAUAUUAGUCCGUCCAUAUCGAAAAUUAAGAUCGCCGAAAAGGAAAAUAUCAACAAAAUGAUCAAGUUGGAAAACAAAAUGAAUGCACAAAUCGUCGAAAAAAAGGAAGGAAGAGAGUCCACCGCACCAGCAACCCCGCUAACUCCCGAUAGCCCAGAUAAUUCCUGCUCAUCCCAGGACAAUCUCUGCAUUGAACUUCUUUCUAUGUUGAAAGUUCGCAUGGAUUUGGCGUACGCGGAAAUAAUCAGUCGAAUAGGAGGUAGCCAAGCUUUUACGGUUGUAACGAAAGCUUCAGAUAAGAUACCUACACCUUGUAGUUCGACGCCAUUACCGAGCGUUCCCACAACACCGGAGGACUCAUUUUUAUCGACGAGUCCUUUGAAAUUGAACUUGAUGGGCAAAGGUCAGGACGAAAACGAACCUUUUAUGAUUGUAGAGGAUGCUCCUCCUACACAUCAUUAUUAUGCUAGUCAACUUGAAUUUACUGAUUUUCAAAGGUUUGUAAAAGCAGUUGAAAAAGAAUAUAGAAGUCUUAAAGAUUCGCUACCUCCUGGCGUUUGGGUUAGAUGUUACGCCGAUCGCCUCGAUCUUUUAUCGGUCAUGAUUAAAGGUCCGGCCAAGACUCCAUAUGAAGAUGGCCUAUUUCUUUUUGAUAUACAAUUUAGUAACGAUUAUCCCAGGUCUCCACCUUUAGUCCACUAUAUAAGCUACAGCUCGGAACGACUAAAUCCUAAUUUAUACGUAGAGGGUAAAGUUUGCGUAUCGUUGCUAGGUACCUGGAUGGGUAGGGGUACGGAAGUUUGGGGGCCAAACAGUACCCUGUUACAGCUCAUAGUGUCUAUUCAGGGGUUAAUUCUAGUUUCGGAGCCUUAUUACAACGAAGCUGGAUACGACAAGCAAACGGAUACGCAACAAGGUUACGAAAACUCCCGGACCUAUAACGAACUUGUGAUCCUUAAACUAAUCCAAUCGAUGAAGGAGAUGCUUCGUUCGCCGCCUGAUAUGUUCAAGAGCGAAAUCCACACACAUUUCGCCGAAAACGGACGCAACUUGUGCCGCAGGCUUCGCAGCUACUGCCAGGAUUCCGAACCGAUCCCGCCGGAAUUUCCGCUGUUGCCCGUGAGCAAAGGAUUGAAGCUGUCACUUACAGCGUCGUUGACGGCUUUCGAAGAUGUAUUAAUUAAAAUUGGUGAUAAGAGUGAAGUUGCAAAUGCAAACGAAGAGGCCGAGAAUGUAAUUCAGAAGCAAGAAAUUGGAGAUCAAGCAUGAGUUUUGUUAUUAAUGUUUUUGAAAUAUUCCUGAACCGAUGUGAAAUUGCUUGUCCCAAUCCUGAUACAAGAGAAAAUGAGAAAAAAAAAACGAGUCGACAGGACGAUAUUUUUACAGUAAUUUUGGUGAUUUAAAAAUUAUUGUAAUCGGACUUGUAAUUCCAUUUAACUGUUAAGUUGUAUUUUUUUAAACAUUGGGUAGGGGAAAGGUAUAUAAAAGUUUAUUAAUAUUGUUUGUAAUUUUCUCUGAUUUGGAAACAAACCUAAGCUUCAACAAUCAUAUACAAAUACAAUAUUAUUAGAUAAAUAAUAAUAAAGAUGAA
Molecule: messenger RNA, 3748 nt
Organism: Psylliodes chrysocephalus
Lineage: Eukaryota; Metazoa; Arthropoda; Insecta; Coleoptera; Chrysomelidae
Source: the annotation of a GenBank genome assembly